Synchiropus splendidus (mandarinfish) is the source of this 9421-nucleotide messenger RNA. It is a transcript of the gene myo16, whose product is annotated as myosin XVI. Gene Ontology annotation, cellular component: nucleoplasm; perinuclear region of cytoplasm; myosin complex. The transcript has 35 exons. The record is from RefSeq and is a predicted model, not a curated record. The coding region runs from base 361 to 6159 and encodes 1932 amino acids. NCBI's taxonomy places the organism in Eukaryota, Metazoa, Chordata, Actinopteri, Syngnathiformes, Callionymidae. Gene Ontology annotation, biological process: negative regulation of G1/S transition of mitotic cell cycle; neuron projection morphogenesis; phosphatidylinositol 3-kinase/protein kinase B signal transduction. Gene Ontology annotation, molecular function: ATP binding; actin filament binding; protein phosphatase binding.
GUCUCCGCGCCCUGGUUUCCUCCGCAUGACUCACCGUGAGUGUGUGUGGAAGGUGAAGAGCAUUGCGUCAUCGGGGGGUGUGUCGGCUGGGAGGCGGGCGCAGCCGCCUGUCAGUCAGUGACGCCAGCGGAGCACGUGCGUCCGUCAUGGUGCAGGGGGCUGCAGGCGAGGACAGUCAGCGCAGCCACCGCGGGGAAGGGACGACUGCAACCCGAGCAGCCGGUGAAUAAUGUAGAGAGGAGUUUGGAUGGCGCGCGCGGAGCCAGAUGAAUAAUGCAUCGUGCCGGGAUCCAGUGGAACCUGUGGCUGCCAAGCGUCUGACUCGCCGCCUGCAUAUCUGCGCGUCAACUCCCGGGGAAAAUGUCUCAGUAUCAUUUCAUCAAAUGCUGUUGUUUCCAGCUAUGUAACGUAUUUCGGCAGAACAUGGAGAUAGACCAGUGUCUGCUGGAGUCUCUUCCCAUUGGCCAGCGCCAGAGGGUGGUCAGGAGGAUGCGCUGCGACCAAAUCAGAGCCUACUACGAGAGAGAGAAGAGCCUUCAGCGCCAGCCGGGGGGAGUCAAAGCACGGGCCCCUGCUGCCAAUCGCAAGAAGCAGCAAGUCAGAUUCAGCCCGGCGGAUGUUUUGCAAGACGCCAUCAUUCGCCAUGACGACAAAGAAGUGCUGCGGCUUUUGAAGGAGGGAGCGGACCCCAACAAUCAUAUUCCGUCUGGGGGUUCUUUACUGCACUUGUGCGCUCGGCAUGACAACGUUUUUGCGGCAGAGGUCCUGAUCGAGCGGGGUUUCAACGUCAACCUGCAGGAUGAAGAUCAAUGGACGGCCCUGCAUGUGGCGUGCGUGUGCGACCAUGCUGACAUGGUGCUGUUCCUGCUUUUGGCUGGGGUUAACGUCCUCCUGCAAGAUGUGAACGGAAACAUUCCCCUGGACUACACCUCUGAAGGAACGGAGACCAGCUAUAUCCUACGGAAGCAUCUGGAAGACAACGGUGUGGACGUGUCAUCCAUGCACGCGAUGAAGACGCAGCGACCAGCCACCAUGCUGUCGGACGUCAGGCAGCUCAUUGCCGCAGGGGGGACCCUCGAUCAAGCCAACGAUGAUGGGGUCACCUUGCUCCACAUCGCCUGUGCUAGCGGAUACCGGGACGUGGCGUCUCUCUUGCUGGAAAACGGGGCGGAUCCUCAUCCCACAUGCAACAACUCCUGGACGCCGCUGCACUUGGCUGCCAAGUACGGACAGACGAGCAUCGUGAGCAAACUUCUCAGACAUGGAGCGAACCCGACUCUGCUCAACUGCCAUCAAGAUAAACCAGCCGAUGUCGCUGCUUCAGAGCCCAUUGCUGAGCUGCUGCAGAAAGGAGAGGAGAGCUGGCUGCUGAGACUCAAAGACCCCUCAACUCCUCUUCCCUCCACUGACCAACGCUACGAUGGAGGUUCCCAUGACCUCACCAAGCCUGCGAAAAACUUGAACUCCCACGGCAUCUCGAUCUCAAAGCGGGACAGUCUGCUAGAGAAGUGCGCCAUGUUCCGUGAGGCAGGGGGAACGCUGACUCAUCAGCCCAGCUUGGAGAACGGGCUGGACGGCCACUACAGCUCUGGAGCCAGCAAACUAGAACAAGUCAAGUUGAUGCCACCUGCGCCCAAUGAUGACCUGGCGUCGCUCAGUGAGCUGACAGACAGCAGUCUCCUCUACGAGAUGCAGAAACGCUUCGGCAACGACCAGAUUUAUACGUACAUAGGACACAUUCUUCUGUUGGUGAAUCCUAACAAAGUGCUCCCCAUCUACUCCACUCUGGUGAGUCAGCUGUACCUGAGCUCCACGGGCCGCCUGUGUUCCUCUCUACCUCCUCAUAUCUUCUCGUCCGUCGAAAGAGCUUUUCACAUGAUGCUGCAGGAGAGACGACCCCAGUGUUUUAUUUUGAGUGGUGAAAGUGGUUCUGGGAAAACAGAAGCCUGCAAACACAUUGUGCGCCACCUGACAGCCAGAUCCACCUGCAAGGAGUUUGCUCUAGAAUCCAUGAUGAAACAUGUGAACUGCAUCCUGGAAGCUUUUGGACACGCGAGGACUCCGUGGAACCACAACUCCAGUCGCUUCAUAAAACUGCUGACCGUGCAGUACUGUGACAAGAGGAGGACGCUGGUGAGAGCUCGAGUGAACACGUUCAUGCUGGAGAAGUCUCGCCUGGUGGACUCGCCUGUUCACCAACACAACUUCAACAUCUUCUACCUAAUGGCUGAAGGCCUUUCAGCGGAGGAGAAGAGCGCACUGUACCUCAACAACGUCCUGGCUCAUAGGUAUCUCAGGCAGGGACCUCCAGGGGAGAAUCCUCCGGUAGCUGCAGCCUCCACUCAGAGCAGAGACCGCCUUGCUGCUGUUAAACAAGCCCUGAAGGCGCUCAGCUUCAACAAGCAGGAGGUUGAUUCAAUAUUCAUGCUACUCUCAGCCAUACUCCAUAUCGGGGAUCUGCGCUUUACAGCGUUGACCGACGCGGAAACAGCCUUCCCAUCUGACCUGCAGCUGCUGGACAGAGUUGCUGCUAUGCUGCAGGUGUCCUGCAACGACCUGAGCGCCGCUCUCACCUCCGAUGUCCAGUACUUCAAAGGUGAUGUCAUCACUCGUCGCCACACUGUGGAAAUGUCCCAGCAGCACAGGGAUCAGCUUGCCAAGGCGAUCUACUGCCGACUCUUCAGCUACCUGGUCAACAGCAUCAAUGAUUACCUACAAGGGCAAGAAGAGGCCGUGAGCGACCCUGCCUUAGAAAUCGCAGUCCUGGACAUAUUUGGGUUUGAGGCCUUUCAGAAGAAUGGAUUUGAGCAGCUGUGCGUGAACAUGACCAACGAGCGACUGAGACAGUUUGUCUCUGAGGUGCUGUUCCAGCAAGAGCAGACCGAGUGCCUUCAGGAGGGCAUCACCAUGGAGACCCCCACGUCCCCCAGCAACCUGCCAGCUGCGUUGGACUUCUUUCUGAUGAAGCCCCAGGGUCUGCUCUGUAUGUUGGAUGAAGAGAGCCAGAGCCUUCGGUCAGUGGAGCAGAGCCUGUGCAAGAGGCUGUCAUCUCAGUUCGACCCUAACCCCACUCUGGGCUUCUCCUUCACCACCAAAGACGGCAACGGGAACCCUCCACCGAAAGACCAGGGCCCGACGUUUACUGUCAGCCAUUAUAGUGGGCAGAUUUCAUAUGACCUAAGUGGGUCGGUGGCACGGAACAAGGACUCUCUCCCUCAGACCAUCUUGUUUACGAUGAAGUCCAGUGAGAAUGUUUUACUGCAGCAGCUCUUCCAGUCCAAGCUGACUCAGACUGGUUCACUGGUGCCAGCUCAGGCCGGGGUCAGACUCAGGGGGCCUAAAGCUGCUUUGUUGAUCCACAAGAUGUCAUCGGCCUCCUUUGUCGGUGCCGGCGCUCGGCCCGAACAGCAGAGGAGGUACCACGACCUAACCAAGAUUUUGAAGAAGAAAGGUUCAAGCUCUUUCCUCCAAAGGCUGGAGCGAUGUGGCCCCAUCACUGUGUCCAUCCAGCUGAGGAACUCGCUGUCAGAGAUGAUCAGCAAGCUGCAGGCCUGUACGCCUCACUUCGUGGAAUGUGUGCGCCCCAACACCAACGGUCAGCCCGACUCCUUUGACAGCUUGCAUGUGUCCGCCCAGCUGCGGCACAUCGAGGUGCUGGGGAUGGUGCGCAUGAUCCGGUAUGGAUAUCCAGUACGCCUGUCGUUCCAGGGCUUCCUCAACAGAUACAAGGACCUGGUGGUGCCGACUCUUGGGGAUAAGAAGAAAUGCUCACCAGAGGAGAAAUGUCGCUCUGUGCUGCUACACACCAAACUCCAGGGAUGGCAGAUCGGCACCAGUAAAGUGUUUCUGAGAUACUGGCAAGCCGACCAACUCAACGACCGCUGCUACCAGCACCACCGAAAGAUCAUCACUUGUCAGAAAGUUGUGCGUGGCUGGCUGGCCCGAAGACAGGUUCGCCGUAAAGUGUCGUCUCAGCAGAAAGAAGAGAGCAACGUGCAGCGUUUCCUCCAGGGGACGGAGGACAUGGGCCUGCGGACCUACGACCAGUUAGUUAUCCAAAAUGCAUCUGACAUAGCUCGUGAGAGUGAUCGCCUACGUUGCCAUGGUAAUGGCCUUCUCAACAACAGCCCACCACUGGGGGAGAGGCCUGAACCGGUGGGCAAGGAGGAGGAGCAUCCGGCCAGAAGAUUGGUGGAGAAAAAUGUUAAAGUCCACGAUGGAGGAUGUCGAGUGAUUCGCCAUUUUCGAUCCAGCUCAGUGCCCACGCCUCUUGUGAUGGAGAGCCUGACCCACUGCUCUGGAAGCCCGCCCCUCAAGCCCUCCCUGCCGCAGGUGGCCAAUGAUGGAACCGCUCUCUCAUCUCCUCGAAAGCAACCGCCCCCAAAACCAAAGAGGGACCCCAACACGCGCCUCAGUGCGUCUUAUGAAGCCGUCAGCGCGGGGUUGGUGAUGACAGCCAAAGAGAUUCCCACUCCAGAGGGGAAUGGGUCGCCAGCUGGAAGUCCUCCAAAGUCCCAGCUGUCCCCGACCGACCCUUCAGGCUCGUCCAAGCCCCGCCCCCACAGUGACGACUACACAACCAUGAGGAAGGUGCCCCCUCCAAAGCCCAAACGCAGUCCCAACACCAAGCUCUCAGGGUCGUAUGAGGAGAUCAACGCAGUAGCCCCCCUCCUCCACCAGCUCCGCCCCGCCGAUGUCAAGCUGGCGCUGCUCUCCCGCUCGGGGGGCUUCCUCCAAAAAGCAGCCUCCAUCGAUGCUCCUCAAGGUGUUGCUCUUAGUCUGUUCCCGGGUCAGGAUGAAGAGGACAUCUACAUCGAGAUGGUGGGGUCACAGCCCAGGGCUCACAGUCUCAAGGAGCCACCAGAGAGCCCGGAGCACGCAGAGGCAGUGUAUGAGGAGAUGACGUUCUUCCCUCCCGAAGAUGGUGCUCUGCCCCCCUCCAUGGUCAGUAAGGCAGCAAAGCUGGAGGCUCUCAGCUUGGGGCUGGCCGUGGGCUCUCUUGCUCCUCAGAGUGUGGAGUCCAAGAAGUCGGGAUUGGUGUCUGCUGCCUCUGACAACAUUCCCUCACAGAUCGCACCCAACAGUCUUCUCAAAACCCAACACACAAAGGAUGGAAGUUGUGACAUUCCUGCUCCGUUUCCUAACCUGCUUCCUCAUCGACCUCCGCUCCUCGUAUUCCCUCCGUCACCUGUAACCUGCUCCCCUGCCUCAGACGAGUCUCCUCUCACUCCUCUGGAGGUGAAGAAGCUUCCUGUGUUUGAGACAAACCUCAAUUAUGCGACCGGACCAGACAGCCCGCUGUCACCUCAGUAUUCCCGCCAGAGAGCCGACUCCUCUCCCAGCCUCUCCAUCCUCCUGCCUGAGAAGAAGUCCACACCUCCACUGACCCCUCCACCUCCUCUCCCUGCCCCCAACGGUCCACCUCCUCCCUACCGACCUCCGUCUCACUUUCCGUUCCCACCAGAGGCCAACGUCUUCAGUCUGACCCGAGCGGGGUCGGUGAACAGCUCCGAUUGUCCCAAACCCUCGUCCACACAGAGGUCGAAUGUGGAGGCUCUGGGAAAGCCUCCUCCUUACUCCCCAGUGAAGAUGACCCGGCCGGAACCUCGGAGAGCUCACUCCUGCUCCUCGUCGCCACUGCUCUUCAACCCGGCAAAUGGAAGAGCCCUGACCAGCCCCAUGGACGAGCUCAACACUCUCUUCAGUUCAGGACGCAGCCUGUUGAGGAAGUCCGGUCGCAAGAUGAGAGAUGGAGGAUUCAACUCCAACAUCAACACCCCGGGCCGGGAGGACUGCGGGUCCGCACCCACGUCGCCGUCUCUGCAACUUCAGGACAAAAACGCCAACAACCAUUCGCUGCACUCGUCGAGUCCUGCGCACGUAGAGAACGGCAACCAGAUCUCCAACGGGUCUCUGGAGGAUGAGAGUCACAGCAAGCCAAACUCUUCCACUUCUACCUCUCUGCACCGACACAUGGACAGUCAUCACACUCAGGUGCUUCCCAGGCGACACCAGUCCAUCGGGGACAAGGCCGCCACGAUGGGGGAUGUUCUGCGUUGGAGACGGGUGCAGUGUGAGGGGCGGGGCCACUGGAAGCCGCGUCCAGCUCAGACCCUUCCCCCCACACUGCUGCGGACCAGACGGAAAGCCUUGCCGUGAAACAUCGCUCUGGUCGUCGGCGACCUUCGUCUCAACCAAACUUUAUUUAUUCUUCAGUGGACCAAGUGACCUCAGAGCCCAGAGGGGGACUCGGUGUAUUUAUUUAUGGCACUUCUUAAUAAAUUAUGUCAGAUUAGUGUCUAUGACUAGGUAGAUUAACAUUAAUGCUGUAGUACACUUACUGAACAAGACUGUAGAGAGAUGGUGGGGGGCAUUUCUUAUUUUGAGAGUCACACAUAUUUAUAUUUUUCAUCCACUAUUUUAAUAUAUAUUAUUUAAUGACAUUUUAUGAACAUUUUAUACACUAUUUUUUGUAUUUAUUGCCAACCACUUUUUGUUUUAGAGCUAACAGUAAAAAAUGUUGUUGGUUUUUUUCAACUUUAGCUUUUAUUUAUUCACAUAAGUGACUUUUAAACUCAAAUUGUGACUUUAGAACUAAGAAAUCACCACCAAUUUUCACUGACACUUUAAGGACUGGGUUGACUGGACGGAUGUUUCUGGGCUAAAACACGGUGCUGAAAACACCUGACGUGCUCUUCGUGUGCGUCUCUGUCAAGGUUCCCACUCCGAUGCCUUGGAGCUCCCAGCUCUCUGGAACCGUACACGCUCGUCUGUGUUCAGGUACACGACUCUCGUUCAGGCUCCUUAAAUGCCGCCCUGGCUGUACGUCCCCAGGAGUCAGGGUGACCUCAGUAAAAUCCCACGGUGCACGCUGCUACCACCAGCCUUGAAGGGAAACAUGCACUAACCUUUACGACUGCUUUGGUUUUGAGAAGCCCUGACGGAGAUAAAGUUCAUGUUGUCAUCCUGCAACUGUGCCAAAGCUUCACGACUGACGUGGAAACAAGAUGCUAUGAGAGAGAAGGAAAUGUGAGGACAGUGUUUGUACAGACAUAACCUGUUGACCCCUCGUGUCCUGACCUGACCCUCAAAAUACUGGUGUCUCCUGUCACUCAGACAUUUGUGCUCCACCCACUUUCAGAAAUACAACAGGGGAUCAAAUUCAUAUUUGCCCCACGCUUUUUAUAAGAGUGGAUCCUCCACUUUCCCAUUAGCCUCGACCCAUUUCACUGCUACUUAACGUCAAAACCACAUGCUUACUGUUAAUGCUAAUCAUUUACAUUAUUCAUUAUAUUCAUAUUCAAUAUUCAGGAACAUGAAUCGCCCAAUUUCAUACCGGAGCAAUGUUUUCUGUUGUGAUGAGGCUUCAUGAAACAGUGUCCUCAUUUUCAGAGUCCACUCGAUCUCUGCUGUUAUAUUUGGAUUUGAACAACCAUUUCAAUGAAACAUCUCAUCCUUUUUCAAAGCUAGAGCGCCACCUACUGGGGUCUGAAAAUGAGAACACUGUUUUACGACGCCUCAUCAACUCAUCACUAGGUUUCAGUCUGUGGUACAGUAUCAUAGACUCGGAGUAUCGCCAGCGUCGCAGAUGAAAGGAAUUAAAGCCAGUGUUGGUGCCACGACAACAGCCCAAAAGGUGGUUGAAGGUCUUGUAGUUGAUCACAAAAAAUACUAGUCUAGUCACAGUAGUGAAAAACAAAAAUGUGAACGCCUUCAGUCUCUCAUAGAUGUGGAAUCUACUGCAUGGUAUGGUACUCAAGAAGACGUUUCUAAGUCGUCUCUGCCGUCGUCGAUUGCUGGAAAAACAACCCUCAAGCUAGUUCAAAAAUGAAAUACCAUUUUACUCGACUGGACUUUUAAGGUGCUGACCUAAUGUAACCAUUGCAAACACCAAAUUAUGAGCUUCAAUUUAGGAUGUUAUGUUAGUUCAUCUUUGGUUGUCCUGUCUGUGAGCGUUCAGUAUUUCCAUCAGAGACUGCCGCGGCGAGUCAGCCUCCUCCAACUCCUCCACCUCAGCCAAUAUUGAUCAUUCCUCAAGUCACACCUGUCCUCGUCUUGCCCUUCUUAACCUCAUCACUGAACCUCUUUGCUUGUUUUUUUUCCUGGUACCAAUUUCAUUACAGUCCUAAUAAGCUUCCCCUUUGCUGCUGCUUUUGUGGUGUCCGCCGUGUCUUCACUCUCCUCUUCACUUCCCUUGCUCUCCGACCACUACACUAGACACGGCUGCUCUCACUACCUCCACACCCUCUAUCUCCACUUCCAUUCCCCUCCUUCCUCUCACUGAAUCAGGUCUAAUGUGACCCCAAACCAGUGAGUGGAGCACAAAUGACUCUGACUCUGUAAAUAUGUUAAAAGCACAGUUGAAACUGUCUGUGAUGGUGGAACUGAGAUGGCGAAUGUCUCGGGUACGAUGCAAUGACGGAGAUGUUUUAUUUUAAAAUGUGACUUUACUUUGGGGCGAUUUGAAAUCCUCCCGAGUGUACAGACGAUCUAUUGCACAAUGUUGGUGUCGUGUUGUCUUGUGCGACGGGCCGGGCCGGGCGUGUCUCCGCGAAAAGAAAAUCACUCUCAAUUGUUCCCAGUGUCAAUAUUCCCCAUCGAUCCCUCAUUCCCACUGAUCACCCGCGAUGUGUGGGAUUGAUUCUGCCUGUUUUUGGAUUGACGGCGCCAUCGCGGAUCAAUCCCAGCUGCUGUCUGUGCAUGAAGCCGCACAAAUAUCCCCCGGUAGAAUGUACAGUUGUGUAGAAGUGAUGUAUGUACGCAUCUUUAAUACGAGCCUCACCUGAAGGGGGCGCUGGAGGAAGCAUGGGAAUGCUGCAAUGCAGAGCGCCGUGUUUCCGAUAUUCUACAGCGAACCCACGUGUGAUGAGAGAACUGACCUUGUGAUAUCAAUGAAGGAGUAUUUAUAGCCUCUUUAUUGUGAGCGGCAGCCUGGUUUUCUGUGAAGCAAGAAAGCCGUUGAUUUGCUUUUUCUGAUCUCACCUGGAACAUUCUAACGUGAUUAUGUUGAGGAGAUUUUACAGCCUCCCACUGCCCUGACUCACCGGCCGCCGUUUCCCAUCUGGGCGCUUGUCAUCGAUUGACAGCAUCAGCCCGUUAAACACAUUAGCUGCCUCGAUCCAAGACGACCGAGCUCAGCCUGCCAAAAACAUUAAAAAAAAAAAGAACUUCUAGUGGUUGAAUACCUGCCAGAUAUUAUCUCCAUAAGUGUUGCCAUGUGACGUCCACGUGUCGCUGUGCGGGGUUCCACUGCCUUUUACACCGCUCUUCUUUGUAUUUAUUUUUUACUGUUCUGUACAUAACAUGCCGUUUAUGUUGACCUGCAUCUGUGUCCAUGGUGAUCUUUCAUAUUUGUUAUGUUACCAAUGUUUUAUAAGUACCUGUACAGCAAUAAAGAAGAACUGUGUCCAAGUCCGCCUCG